This is a messenger RNA of Mercenaria mercenaria, 3621 nucleotides long. Its product is annotated as cerebral cavernous malformations 2 protein-like. The coding region runs from base 80 to 1267 and encodes 395 amino acids. Lineage: Eukaryota; Metazoa; Mollusca; Bivalvia; Venerida; Veneridae. The record is from RefSeq and is a predicted model, not a curated record. The transcript has a single exon.
CUCAAACUGUUAGAUUUUUACCUGGACACCGGGCGGAAGUUAAUUGUAGCAACACAACUGAACAAGCAAAUUCUAGAUAAUGCUGAGGAACCCAAGAUCGUCUGUCAUAAGAAGUGACGAGUUACGUCCGUUAAGGACAGCAGAGCUGACGCCUAGAGGACUGAGAAUUGAAUCGAACAACUUUGAUGAGAAAGAACACCAUUAUGUCGAGUUUGACUGUAAAUAUCUUGGAAACAUCCCAGGUGUUCCUUCAGAAACUGACACUACAAACAGAACAGAAGUGCUGAAGAUCAUUGACAGAGGCAAGAAGCAAGGUUUAAUACCACUGCAUAUAAAUUCUGAACAUGAGGCAAUUCUGUAUUUGAGCAAAGAGAAAGUACAAGUGAAUCGACGGGAUUUAAACGAAGAAAUGUUGCUUCUUCUUCCCCUACAUGAAAUCGCUCAUGUCUGCUAUGUUCAAGAAGAACGGCUUCAUAUUCUUGCAAUAAAGCAUGGUACACCAGAACGACUAAACUUGGCAGUAUUUCUUUGUGACGGACAAGACACCGCAGAGGCGAUAUGUGCAUUAGUGAGCUGCUGUUUUCAUGUUGUUUAUUCAGCGGUAAUGAUCGAUUUAAUUGAAGACACCAUUGACAAUGCAAUCAGAGAUGAUAAUCGAUCCUUUAGUUCAGAUGCAACCACAACAGGACAACAUCCCCAGUUUGUGUCUGGCUCCUGUAAGAGCCUUGAACCUGACUCUCCUGGACCCAUUGGUAGUGAAAUUAGUGGUGAAUCCCAAGCAGAAGUGCUUCGAGAAUACAUGUGGCAACUAAACGCAAAACUGAAACCAGAAGAAUUGAAAAUGUUCUCAACUCACCUGAAAAAUUGGAACUAUUCAUCAAAUAAAUUACAAGAAUUCUGUGAAAAUCUUUAUAAACUGUAUGGACCUGAAAGAAGACAUUUACUAGCAGGCAUGUACCCAUUUAUACCUGAGCGUGACUGCCAGUAUUUUGAGAAAUUUCUUAAGAAGCAUGAUGUAAGCUUACCAGGGCUUGGUACUCUUAGCAGCCUGCCUGGAUAUCCACCGCUGUUCUACACUCGAUCUAUCAGUGAUAUUUCUGUUAAUAGUAACACAGGUGAUAGCAGUAACGCUGAUUUCAGGACAAGUGCAGAUUUUGAUUUGGAGCUGGAUGCAAUGGGGAAGAACUUUGAGAGAAUUGAAGUGAGUGUAGGGGAGACAACCCAGUCUUACCUACAAUCUGUAUUUGACAAGAACAGCAAAAUUUAGAAUCUUAGGCUGAUUCCUUGUAAUUGCAUAGAAAUCUGUUCCUGUCCAAAGAUCUGGAUUUGUGGCUUUUUUUUAGCUCACCAGAGCACAAAGUGCUCAAGGUGAGCUAUUGUGACCGGUCAUUGUCCGGCGUCAUGCGGUGUGCGUCAACAUUUCCUUGUUAACCCUCUAGAGGCCACAUUUGUGACCCAAUCUUUAUGAAACUUGGUCAGAAUGUUUGUCUUGAUGAUCUCUAGGUCAGUUACGAAACUGGGUCAUAUUGGGUCAAAAAUUAGGUCACUAGGCCAGAUCAAAGGAAAAUCUUGUUAACAGUAACACUCUAGAGUCCACAGUUUAAGUUUGAAACUCAUGAGAAUUGGUCAGAAUGUUUAUCUUGAUGAAUUCUAGGCCAAGUUCGAAUCUGGGUCAUGUGGGAUCAAAAACUAGGUCACUUGAUCAAAUCAAAGGGAAAGUUUGUUAACACUCUAGAGGCCAAAUUUAUGACCCUAUCUUUGUGAAACUUGGUCAAAAUGUUAAUCUUGAUGAUCUCUUGGCCAAGUUCGAAACAUGGUCAUGUGGGUUCAAAAACUAGGUCACUAGGCCAGAUCAAAGGAAAAUCUUGUUAACAUACUAGAGUCCACAGUUUAAGUUUGAAACUCAUGAGAAUUGGUCAGAAUGUUUGUCUUUAUGACCUCUAGGUUAAGUUGGAAUCUGGGUCAUGUGAGGUCAAAAACUAGGUCACCUGGUCAAAUCAAAGGAAAAGCUUGUUAACACUCUAGAGGCCACAUUUAUGACCCUAUCUUCAUUAAACUUUGUCAGAAUGUUUGUCUUGAUGAUCCCUAGGUCAGGAUCGAAACUGGGUCAUUUGGGGUUAAAAACUAGGUCACUAGGCCAGACCAAAGGAAGAUCUUGUUAAUCUAGAAACCACAUUUUAAGUUUGACUCAUGAGAAUUGGUCAGAAUGUUUUGCUUGAUGACCUCUAGAUUAGGUUUGAAUCUAGGUCAUGUGGGGUCAAAAACUAGGUCAUUCAAUGAAAUCAAAGGAAAAGCUUGUUAACACUCUAGAGGUCACAUUUAUGACCUAUCUUCAUGAGACUUGGUCAGAAUGUUUGUCUUGAUGACCUUUAAAUCAAGUUUGUAUUUUGAUCUUUUGGGGUAAAAAAAGUAGGUCACCUGAUCAAAUCAAAGGAAAAGUUUAUUAACACUUUAGAGGCCACUUUUCUGACCCUAUCUUCAUGAAACUUGAUCAGAAUUUUUAUCUUGAUGAUUCCUAGGUUAAGAUUGAAAUUGGGUCAUGUGGGAUCAAAAACUAGGUCACCUGCACAAAUCAAAGGAAAAGCUUGUUAACAUUCUAGAGGCCACAUUUAUGACCCUAUUUUCAUGAAACUUGGUCAGAAUGUUUAUCUUGAUGAUCCCUAGGUCAAGUUCAAAUAUAGGUCAUGAGGGAUCAAAAACUAGGUCACAUGCUCAAAUCACAUGAAAAGCUUGUUAACACUCUUGAGACCAGAUUUAUGAUCAUAUCUUCAGAAACUUGGUCAGAAUAUUUGUCUUGAUGAUCUCUAGGUCAUGUUUGAAACUGGGUCAUGUGGGUCAAAAACUAGGUCAGUAGGCCAGAUCAACUCUGUUGAGCGAUAUAGGGCCAUCAUGGCCCUCUUGUCUUUUCAUAGCAGUGGCUGUUUGCAGGCAUCUUCCUCAAAUUUGCACCAGAAAAUUUCUUUAAAGUCCUGCAGUUUACCCUUAAAACUGUCUAUCCUCUUUACAUCAGAUUUGUAUUCCCCUUUUUCCAGAUGUCAAGCUAUUUUUAUCCCCCGCUGAAAGUUGGAGGGAUAUAGUUUUGGCGUUGUCCGUCCGUCCGUCCUUCCGUCUGUCUUUCCGUCCGUCCGUCCUUCCGUCUUUCCAUCCGUCCGGAGCCAUAUCUAGGAAAUGGUUGGGAAUAUUUAUUUAAAACUUCAUAUACAUGUUUACCACUAUGAGUUCUUGCGGCCCGUCAAGUUUCAGUCAGAUUGCCCAAGUAACACCAGAGUUAUGGCCCUUAGAAGUUUCUAGUGUUAACUAUAUAUGGUACUAUAAAUAUGGCAAUUUCUGCAUCAUAACUUUUGAUACAUUUUACCUAGAACUAUGAAACUUAAACAGAAUUUAGAUCACCAUAAUGUGGUUGUGUACGCAGAAUUUCAUUCGGAUUUAUUUGUAAAUUAAGAGUUAUUGCCCUUUAAUUGUAUAAAAAUCCACAUAUUUGUAUAUAACAAACUUACCAUUUGGUAGAAUUUCAUUAAAUUUCUUUCAUUCUUCUCCAGGAACAUUUAUUGUAAACAUGUGAAGUUGUGUACCCACACCUGGUCACCCCCUUACCUUGAUCACACCCCUCCCCCCCCCCCC